Molecule: messenger RNA, 324 nt
Organism: Gossypium arboreum
Lineage: Eukaryota; Viridiplantae; Streptophyta; Magnoliopsida; Malvales; Malvaceae
Exons: 1
Coding region: 1-324 (107 amino acids)
Source: RefSeq, a predicted model, not a curated record
AUGAUUAGUGUGUUCCUAAAACAACACAAGAAUGUUUGUACUGCCAAAGAGAUUAGAGCAAAUUUUGAGGAUUCGCUCGGAGGCCAAGUUGCAUUGGCUCAACUAUCCGCUAUUACAAAUUUGAUGAAUUCUCAACAGAAAAUCGGUACUCCAGUCAAAGAACAUAUGCUUAAGCUUAUGGGAUUCUUUGUGGAAGGGGAGGAUAAUAGGGCUGAACUAGACGUGAACACUCAAAUUGAAAUAGUGUUCAAAUCCUUAACCAAGGAGUUUACUAGUUUUAGGACCGCUUACAACUUAGGAAACAAGGCGCAUGCCUUGACUUAG